Molecule: messenger RNA, 786 nt
Organism: Xenopus tropicalis (tropical clawed frog)
Lineage: Eukaryota; Metazoa; Chordata; Amphibia; Anura; Pipidae
Gene: rspo3
Product: R-spondin 3
Exons: 5
Coding region: 16-786 (256 amino acids)
Biological process (GO): positive regulation of non-canonical Wnt signaling pathway
Cellular component (GO): extracellular region; non-collagenous component of basement membrane
Molecular function (GO): signaling receptor binding
Source: RefSeq, marked provisional
CAUUACAAGGUUACUAUGCAAUUGCGACUGCUUUCUCUGUGUUUUAUCAUAUUGAACUUCUUGGAAUACAUUGACAGCCAGCAGAUCCCCAGAGGGAGGCGACAUCGGAGAAUGCAUCCUAAUGUCAGCCAGGGUUGCCAAGGAGGAUGUGCUACAUGUUCUGAUUAUAAUGGCUGUUUAACAUGCAAGCCUCAGCUGUUUUUCGCUUUGGUAAGAAAUGGAAUGAAGCAAAUUGGAGUCUGUCGUCCCUCCUGUCCAAAUGGAUAUUUUGGGAUACGAUCACCAGAAAUAAAUAAAUGUACAAAAUGCAAAGCUGACUGUGAAACAUGUUUCAACAAAAAUUUCUGCACAAAGUGUAAAAGUGGAUUUUACAAACACAACGGAAAGUGCUUAGACACAUGUCCUGAAGGGUUUGAGAACAAUCACAAUAUGGAGUGCACCAGUGUGGUGCACUGCGUAGUUGGGGAGUGGAGCGCUUGGGGUCCGUGCACAAAGAGGGGGAAAACCUGUGACAUCAAGCGAGGAAAUGAAACAAGGGUUCGGGAAAUUUUACAAUACCCUUCACCUAGGGGCACACCCUGUCCGCCAACAUCCGAGACAAAAAAAUGUGUAGUAAAGAGAAAGAAAUGUCAAGACAGUCAAGACAGACAAAGGCCAAGAGGCAACAGAGAUGAAAUAAAAAAGAAUAAACAAAGGCGAAAGAAUGGUGACGCUCCCAGAAAACAAAGACAGAGAAAGCAAGAGAGAAAUCAGCGAGAAGGAAAGAGAGGGGAGGGCAAAGUCUAA